Messenger RNA from Elaeis guineensis (African oil palm), 2784 nucleotides. RefSeq lists its product as uncharacterized. NCBI's taxonomy places the organism in Eukaryota, Viridiplantae, Streptophyta, Magnoliopsida, Arecales, Arecaceae. The record is from RefSeq and is a predicted model, not a curated record. Gene Ontology annotation, cellular component: intracellular membrane-bounded organelle.
AUGGUGACUCGCUCGCCUCCUUCUCCAACUCUGCCCAAGAAUUUUAGGGUUAGGGUUUCCUGGACCCCUGUCCUAUGGAUCCUUCUCCUCUUCCUCUCCACCCUCUUCCCUUCCUCCGAGGCCUCCGUCUCCGCCGCCGAUGUCUCCUACUCCAAGCACUGCGGCUCCAUCGUUCCUGAAGCCACCCCGGAAAACAUCCCCGUGGACUCCGACAGCACCCUCCAGCUCUCCAACGGCUUCUUCACCGGCGGGGGCAGGUUGUUCGGCGACGACCCCCUCCAUACCCCCAGAUCCUUCUUCUUCCAUGCCGAAUCGCUCCGCCGGACCCGAGCCUCCGGCAUCCUCCAGGUCGGCGGAACCCUUAUUAUCCGCGGCGGCGGGUUCGACAUCAUCCGCCGGAAUCUCACCGAGAGGCGGUUCCCGUUCUACCGAGUCAGGCCGCGGUUCCCCAGGACGUUCAUACGGAGGGGGAGAAUCAGCAUCGAUCUCCAUGGCUUCUGGUCUGAGGACUUGGGAAAGCUCUGCAUGGUGGGAACUGGCUAUGGGCGCUUUAGAGAAGGUAAAUUUCUCUACAUCACUGCCGUUUUUAAGCUCAAUUAUCCGAAGAGCUCGCACAUUUCUUCUAGUUUGGUUAGCGGGACUUUGGAGAGCUUGGAUGCUGAAGGUAGUUCGAGUCACUUCGAUCCCAUUUCGGUUAUAGGCUAUGCUCAGAAUAAAUAUGAGUUCACGCAGAUCUCCCAGGCUCAGAAAUCGUGUUCCAGAGUGAAUGAUCAGGAGGAGUCGCUAGGGUUUGAUUCUGGUUCCAUUUGUCCUAAUCUCCAGAAUUAUUUGAGAGGGCGACUCGAGUUGGAGAAUGGGGGGCAAUGCUCUGAUGGACAUUGUGUUCCUUUCGCGAAAGGGCUAGGGUCUUCCCUAAAGUUCAUGUCUUUGAAUCAGAUCCAGUGUUUGGAUGAUGGAAAAUUACACAUGUAUGUAAGCUUCUCCAACGUCGGUAGCUUUGCACACAAUAGCCUUUUGGUACCUGAGAAGACGUUGGUUGGUGAAGGGGUUUGGGAUCGAACGAGGAACCGGCUCUGCCUUGUUGCUUGCCGAAUAGUGAGUUCUAGCAAUUCUUUGGUGAAUGUUUCUGUUGAUGAUUGCACAAUUAGGAUGAGCUUUUGGUUCCCUGCAGCAAGGUCAAUUGAGAACCGGAACACCAUUGUUGGGCGUAUGUGGAGUGAUCAGAAUGAGAAUGAUGCUGGUUAUUUUGACACGGUAUUUUUCCGCAGCUCUGAAAACAGUUGGGAUACUCUUCCUGGAUUGAAAUAUAACUACACUAGGAUAGAUGUGGCGAGUAAGUCCUGUAUAAAGGGAAGUCCGUGGAAUUUAAGUAAAAAGAGAUACCCUAUUGCGAAGUAUUUCAAAGAUUUUAGAUUUGAUAUUUAUGUGAGAAAUGCUGGGGGAAAAUACACAUGGGGUGUUGCAACACCAGUAUCAAUUGGUGAUACAUUUAAUGAUGGCUCACCCAUGAUGGCUGCAGCAGACUCAAAGCCUGUGCCUGCAGUAAAUGUGACAAAUCACGGUCUUCAGAAUGUGAGCUACAAGAUAAACUUUGUCUUUCCGAAUUCAUCUUCAAAUAUGAGCAAGCCAACAGGGAUCUCAGCAGAGGGAGUAUAUGAUUCUUAUACGGGGUUGCUCUGCAUGAUGGGUUGUAGGUAUAUGGGCUCCUUGGUUGCUAGAAAACAACAGAAAAUUGGCAGCUCAGUGGACUGUGGUAUUCUCAUCAGAAUCCAGCUUGCACCCUUGAAUCCAAAGGAAGGUGAGCAUCUUACUGGCACGAUUAGGAGCACAAGAGAAAAGUCGGACCCACUUUUCUUUGAGCCUUUGGAGAUUACGUCAGUAGGAAUGUAUAGGAAUCAGGCAAUUGAGUCAAUCUGGAGGAUGGAUAUAGAAAUUACUAUGGUUCUGAUUUCUCUCACGCUUUCAUGUAUUUUCAUUGGGUUGCAGCUCUUAUACAUGAAGAAGAACCCAGAAGUGCUUCCUGCAAUAUCCAUCACCAUGCUUGUCAUUCUUACUUUGGGUCACAUGAUACCGUUAGUGCUGAACUUUGAGGCUUUGUUCAUGAGCCAUAAUAGGCAGAAUGUUUUAUUGUGGAGUAAUGGUUGGCUUGAGGUGAAUGAGGUUAUAGUAAGAGUCAUAAUGAUGGUAGCUUUCCUAUUGCAGUUCCGUUUUCUUCAAGUUGCAUGGACUGGGAGAUCAGCAGAUGAGGGCAAAAGGGAACUGUGGGUUGCUGAGAGGAAAACUCUCCAGAUCUGUUUGGCUUUAUAUUUGGCUGGGGGAUUGACUGCUUGGUUUGUUCACCUGAACAGUAAUCACACUCUACACCGAAGGCCACUUUUGACAACUGCAAACCAUCAUUCAUUCUGGGAAAAUCUAAUUUCUUAUGCUGGCCUGAUUCUUGAUGGCUUUUUGCUCCCUCAGGUUAUCUUCAACAUAUUUUCGAACUCAAAGGAUAGGGCUCUUGCCCCUUCCUUUUAUGUUGGAACCACUGCUGUUCGGGCAUUGCCGCAUGUGUAUGAUGCCUAUAGGGCUAGUAAUUAUGUGCCCCAUCUCGACUCAUCCUUUAUAUAUGCUAGUCCACAUGAGGACUUCUAUUCCUUGGCUUGGGAUAUCAUCAUUCCUUGCACAGGAAUGCUAUUUUCGGUGCUCAUAUGUUUGCAGCAGCGGUUUGGUGGUACUUUCUUUCUUCCCCUGAAAAACAGAAGAUCUGGUGGAUAUGACACAGUUCCUGUAGUUACCUCUUAA